AUGGCCUCCUCCUCUUCCUCCGGGCGGCCUUCACCGGUGCAACCGAGAGUCCGGCCGUCCCCGCUCGAGCUCGGAUUCGGAAACCCUAGUGCCAGCCACAACCCCUCCGUCGAAGACAGGGUGGCCCUGCUCCUCCGCGCCGCGCACGACGGUUACGUCCCCAAAAUCAAGACGCUGGCGAAGCGGCUGGAGGAGCAUGCUGGGAUGAGCGUGGACGAGGCGGUGAGAUGGGUCCAGGCCCCGUGGAGUAAGGGUCACGGGCCGCUGCACAUGGCGGCGUCGGCCGGGAAGUUUAAGGCGUGCAAGUACCUGAUCAACGAUCUCGGGCUCGAUGUCAACGCGACUGGCACCGAUGGUGCGACACCACUAGUUUUUGCAAUACAUGGUAGUGGAUCUUUAGCUGUUGUGAGGCUUCUUCUCGAUCAUGAUGCUAAUCCUAACAGAGCAGACAUCUAUGGGAGUUAUCCUCUCCACAUUGCAGCGAUUAGAGGUUACUAUGAAAUAUCAGAAUUGUUAUUGUCAAAAGGAGCUUGUGUUGACCCUCUGUGGGAAUCUAAAAGUCCACUAUAUAUUGCUGCCCAAUAUGGAAAUGCAAGAAUGGUGGAGUUAUUGUUGCAUCAUAACGCAGAGCCUAAAGAUGUGGUAUACACACCGCUGAAAGCAGCAAUCUCUGCUCGUUCAUUGAUAGGCUUGGAAUUACUUAUCAAGGCUGGCGCCCCUGUUAAUAUUGGUCUGCCUGAAACUCCACUGAUAGCAGCUGCAGCUGCUGGCUUAACUGACUUUGUCAAGUGUUUGUUGAAAGCUGACGCAAAUGCAAACAUACCCGAUGAUAAUGGUAGGGUUGCGAUAGAAAUUGCUGCAAUCCAAGGAUGGAAAGAAUGUGUCGAGGUUCUUUUCCCUGUCACGGCCCCUUUGGCUAGAGUUGCAGACUGGAGCAUUGAUGGAUUACUUCAACAUGCAAGAUUUAUGAGUUCCAAGCCACAACAUCCUGUGCUCCAUGAAGACAAUGAACCUGAUUAUGAAGCAGAAGGGGAUGCCACAUUCUGUAGAAGGGAUUAUUCUCAUGCAUUGACUCUCUAUACUAUGGCAAUGGAAAUUGACCCUGAUAAUUCAACCUUGUAUGCAAAGAGGAGCCUUUGCUUUCUGUACACAGGCUAUGAAGGAGAGGCUUUGGAGGAUGCUACUACCUACAAAGAUAUGCAUCCGGAUUUAUCAAAAUCCUGCUAUGAGCAAGGAGCAGCUCUUAUUCUGGUCAAGGUGGGGAGUGAUACAAAUAGCAAUGACUUUUGA
Messenger RNA from Miscanthus lutarioriparius, 1290 nucleotides. Lineage: Eukaryota; Viridiplantae; Streptophyta; Magnoliopsida; Poales; Poaceae. The record is from the annotation of a GenBank genome assembly.